UCGGAGGAUGUACAGUAAAUCUAAUUGACCCUAACUCUAUCGAAAAGCAAAAGAGCCGUUUUUUGGUUGGAUCUUUGGCGAUUGGCGAGGACAACCAAGAUCACGGAGCCGUCACCGGUCAUCGGGUGUGUUUUGCAUCAUUGGGCAUUGGGACGAUCAUCUCUCUUGAGUCUUCCGCAUCCUUCUUUAGUAAAGCCGAGUCGAGUCCUCAGUCAUAGCACACCAUCUGAAAGGGUGGUCAAAGGUCUGUGAGACCAGAAGGUUCACUGCUUAUCCAUUGGAGAAGAGAAGGUUGCAAUUCUACGUCUACCUUUUUGAUUGUCUGUCUGCCAUCUCCCUUCUGAACAUCACAAGACCACUCCAAGCACAAGGAGUGGUACAAUUUCCUCGGGAUAGUGAUGUUGUUUCGAUCUGGGCAGGUUGCCAACGAACAACAACAACGCCGCCGAAGCAGCAGCAGCAGCAGCAGUAUUGCCAGCAGUAACAGGAAUCUGAAUCGCAGAAAGAACAACAUGAGUACGCAACGCACUCGGACAGCCGAACGAUUGGCUGCAGCAGCGGACAGGCAUACCGAGCUGAAGAAUCGGGGUGUAGAAUUGGAUGUGCUCAAGGACAAAUUCAAGACUUUCACGGAACAGUUCAAGCCCUUCUCCAUUGCUCUCAAGAACUAUCAUGCUUCCUUGAUCAAUCUAGAACACAACCGAUCAGAGAUGCUCCAACAAAUUGAAAUCUUCACCAAGGGAACACCCCUGUUUGCUCAUGCUGGCAAGGGCAACAAGGUAUUGGUAGCCGCACCGACCUGGGCCAAAACCUUUCAAAACAAAAAGGAGCAUUCCUACUGUAGCAUGUCACGACAAAUGUCGGCACUCAAUACACAAUACGCCGAUUAUAUCGACGAAUACUGCAUCGAGUACAUUAAUGAAUGGGAGAUUGUCGUCAAUACACGCAUCCAAGCGGGCAUUUCCAAAUCCGAAGAACUGAAAAAGGAUUGGCUCCACUACGACAAAAAAGUUCAACAACUGCUGGAUUCCGAAGCCAAAAUAAACGACAGGGGCAAGGAGCUCGAUGACAAGGCCAAGGACAAACUCAAACGCAAUCAAGAAAAACUGGAUAUCGCAAAGACCGAAUACGACAAGUAUGCUACUGGUGUCUGCAAUCUCAUUGACUCGGCGUUGGAUUGUGCCUGGAUGGAUAUGACACCCAUCGUCUAUCGAUUGGCCAAUAUGGAAUUGGAUCGCAUGGGUGGUGAAAAGGACUGUCAGGUGUUUGCCCAAUCAUUGAUUGAUUUGGUCGACAAGCUAAAGAAAUUUGCUCUGGAAAAGGCAAUAGACUUGACCGAGCCCGAUGCCACAGCCAAGAAAGCACCGGCGUCGGCAUCCAAACCAACAAAGAAACUGCAAGAGUUGCCGUCUCCACCCAAGCCCAAGCCACAAGUCAAAAAGAAUCGAUCCUUUUCGCCCAAAAAGACAACAAGUAGCAACAGCACUGUUGCCUCGUCGAACACUGCCCCCAAAAAGCCCGUUGCAAAAAAGGCAAGUAGCAAUAGCACUGUUGCCUCGAGAAAGUCACCAGAAAAAAAGGCAGCAACUAGCACUAGCAUUGUUGCCGCGAAAAAGCCCGUGGCAAAAAAGGCUACCGGUAGUAGCAAUAGCACUGCCUCGAAAAAGGCCCCGGCAAAAAAGACAUAAUAGAAAGACAUUUGGUCACUCAAAAUACUUGCAUUGCUAGCUGGUACCGAUAGCUCUUUUGUUUGUCAGUAACAUGAUAUCUCGUCCCCAUACCGUCAUCAUGUAGCUCUUGGAAACCCCAGGGCCCAUUCUAGCUAGCUAGAGUACAUGUA
Molecule: messenger RNA, 1840 nt
Organism: Seminavis robusta
Lineage: Eukaryota; Bacillariophyta; Bacillariophyceae; Naviculales; Naviculaceae
Source: the annotation of a GenBank genome assembly